Molecule: messenger RNA, 789 nt
Organism: Zasmidium cellare ATCC 36951
Lineage: Eukaryota; Fungi; Ascomycota; Dothideomycetes; Mycosphaerellales; Mycosphaerellaceae
Exons: 1
Coding region: 1-789 (262 amino acids)
Molecular function (GO): oxidoreductase activity
Source: RefSeq, a predicted model, not a curated record
AUGCACAUCAAAGACCGAACUUUCGUCGUCAGCGGCGGCGCCUCCGGCCUGGGUCUCGCAACCGCCGAAGAACUCUACGCCAAUGGAGGCUACGUCGCGAUCCUGGACAUGAACCCAGCCAACGGGGAGAAAGUCAUCAAGCAACUCGGCGACCGCGCAAAGUUCUUCGAAGUCGACGUCACCGAAUCUGAGAGUCUGGAAGCAGCUGUCAAUGGGACUGUCGCAUGGAUCAAGCAGACGGGCAAACCUAUGGGCGGCAUCCUCCCUCUGGCAGGAGUUGGGCUCCCGGCGAAACUUCUGGACAGAGAUCUUAACCCCGUCGACAUGUCGAGGUUGAAUUUCGUCAUAGAUAUCAACCUCAAGGGCAUGUUGAACACGAUCCGGCUGCUUCUCCCACACAUGGCCAGAAACGAGCCCACGACUCCGGAUGGCGAGCGUGGCGUGAUCGUCAUGGUAUCCUCGUCGGCCGCUUUCGAAGGUCAAGUCGGUCAGCUCUCAUAUGCGGCGUCGAAAGGUGCGGUCCGAAGCAUGACCCUCGUGCUCGCCAGAGAUCUCGCACCGAACGGUAUUCGUGCCAUGUCGAUCGCCCCAAGUCUUUUCGAGACAGCUAUGAGCGCUGCGCUGUCUGAGAAGGUCCGUCAGACUCUCACGAAAGUGACGGAGUUCCCAAAGAGAUUGGGCAAUGCUAAGGAAUUCGCGGGCUUGGCCAGGCAUUGCAUCGAGAACACAUACCUGAACGGCGAGUGCAUAAGACUGGAUGGAGGAACGAGAAUGCCGUCGAAGAUGUAG